This is a messenger RNA of Pediculus humanus corporis (human body louse), 240 nucleotides long. RefSeq names its product homeobox protein meis, putative. Bases 1 to 240 code for a protein of 79 amino acids. Gene Ontology annotation, biological process: positive regulation of transcription by RNA polymerase II; embryonic pattern specification; eye development. Gene Ontology annotation, molecular function: RNA polymerase II cis-regulatory region sequence-specific DNA binding; DNA-binding transcription activator activity, RNA polymerase II-specific. The transcript is spliced from 3 exons. Lineage: Eukaryota; Metazoa; Arthropoda; Insecta; Psocodea; Pediculidae. The record is from RefSeq and is a predicted model, not a curated record.
AUGGAAAGAGGUGAUGCGAGUAAUGCGUCCAUCGGAAGUGGCGAAGGUACGGGAGAAGAUGAUGACGACACAAACGGAAAGAAAAAUCAGAAAAAACGUGGGAUUUUCCCAAAAGUAGCUACCAAUAUUCUCAGGGCGUGGCUUUUCCAACACCUAACGCAUCCUUAUCCAUCGGAAGAUCAGAAAAAACAACUCGCGCAAGACACGGGUUUAACAAUACUACAAGUUAACAAUUGGUAA